UUACGAAAUUGCGGGGAGAGAAGAAAGGGUUUUGCGUUUGAGAGAGGCGCCAAAGUUUGGUGUUAUAAUUUAUUCAGGGACGUAUGGUACCUCGUUGAACAGAACUCAGGAGUUUGAGAACUCACAACUCCUCGCCCUGGCCAUAGUUUUGAAAGUCGAGAUUAGAAAGAGAAAUUAAUGAAGUUUCCUUCUGGUUUUUGGAUUGUGGACGUUCCGGAGCCUGAGUCAGAGAGAGGCUGCUCAGGGCUCAGGAAGAAGAUGCAAGCCAGCCCCAUCCGCAUUCCAACCGUCAGCAAUGACACGGACUGGGACUUCUGCUUCCACUUGUCACAGCAAGCCAAGAAGCCAGCAUACCAGCAAAGAGAUGAACUGUAUUCAUCUAGCGGGUCUGGAGAGAGUGAAGAAGACACUAAGGCCACGGAGGAGAUGGCCGUAGGCUGCAUGUCUCUUCCUGAAGACAAAUUGGCCCAAUACCAGAAGAAAAUAGCUCAGCUGAUGAAGAAAAAAAUGAAUAUCCAAGCAAACAAGGAGCUGAUUCGCUGUGUCAUCCUUUCUCGGAUUAUUUUUGGGGAAGAACACUGGAAAUGUGCACAGGCUCUGGCCAGCCUGGCUUAUGGCUACCUGACACUGAGAGGCCUCCCAGCUCAGGCCAAGAAACAUGCUGAAUCUGCCAGGAGCACGCUGCUGACCUGGAAGGAAAACACGACCUCAAACACGGAGAAAAAGGAAAUCCUGGAAGCUCUGGUCAUGCUGUACUACACCGUGGGGGUGGCCUGGCUCCUACAGAACCAUGGCAGAGAGGCUUAUUUCAACCUGCAGAAGGCAGAGAGAAACAUGAAGGAGCUGAAAGAAUUAUGUGAGGGAAGUGUUCACAGAUUACAAGUCUCGGAGAAAGACCUGACAAUUGCUUUGGGCAGAGCCUCCUUGGCCGUCCACAGAUUGAACCUUGCUCUGGCAUACUUUGAAAAGGCAAUUGGCAAUGUUAUCGCUGCUAAGGGUGAUAGGACAUCAGAUCUGGUCAGUCUGUAUGAGGAGAUCGCGCAGAUCGAGCAGCUGAGGAGGAACCAUGAUCAGGCCAUCCAGUACUUGCAGCAGGCCUAUUCUAUCUGUGUAUCUUUGUUCACUGACGUCAGCCCCCAAACUGCAGAGGCAAGUGCGCUACUAGCCAAGGCUCAUGCCCUGUCUGGAAAGGCCCCACACAGGGACGCUGUGGAGAUAUAUUUUAUAAAAAGUAUCAAUGCGUAUCAAGCAACAUUGGGCCCAACGGAUUAUGAAACACUGACAACCAUUGAAGAAUUUUGCAAAUGGCUUGUCCAAAAUGGAGAAAAACAGGAAGCUUACAGACUGCUAAAGGCCUCACUGAAGUCUCAGGUCAUCAACUAUGGUGAUUGUAGUGAAAAAGUGGCUGAAACUUUUUACAACAUGGGCAGGAUCUGCUUUGCCAAAGGAGACCUCAGAAAGGCGAUUCAGCUGCUAAGGAAGUGUCUGAUGAUUCAAAUCCUUUUAUAUGGAAGAGACCACAGUAAAAGCAGAGACACAAAAGACCUCCUUACCCUAAUGCAGAGGGCAAGUAGCCAUUCAUCCAGGUGGAGAAGAGAAACCAUUCCAGGACGAAGGCACUGUAUAUGCAAAGGCACCGAGGCAUGACAGAGGAGAGUGUAUCAAAGCAAUGGUCUUCUGUUAUCAGUAAAGAGAAAACCUCUAUACUGGAUAGCCAACAAUAAAGCCAACCUUGUUGAUAACAAAAAUUCUGGAUCACAAGAUAUAUUUAUCAACACUGAUAACAAUGGCAGAUCAAAAGCGGAACUAAGAACUCUAAGGGGGGGAAAGUCUACUUAGCAGCAGCAUUACAGUUCUGGUUUUUAAAGAAGAUUCUGCAACACCUAAGUAGUUUAUUAGUGACCAUUUUAAUAUACUGUUUGGAAAUACUUUUAGUCGUAACUUGUUUCAGGUCACUAAAACUGCCUUGUGAAGAAACGUUUGAUCUCCUGAAAACAUUUGCCCUGGUCUCAUGCCAUAUUAGAGUCAGAGAGGGAUUUGAUUCUUAUAAAUGAAGAAACUAGGGACAAGAGAGAUGGAUUUGUUCAAGGUCAGCUGGGUGAUUAUAAAGCUGACUUCCUGAGUCACAGAUGAUUACUUUCCACCCCAUUAUGCUGCCCCCAACCCCAAAGUGGAUUAAAAAGGCUUGUUUUGUGGAAGGAAUCUUAACCAGGUUUGUUUAAAAAAAAAAAAAAAAAAGUCCUUACCUCCUGAACAAAUGUGUAUCUAGGAAAAGAAAACAGCAAUCUCAAAUCUCAAAUAUUCCUUACAUGUCUUCUUCAUAUAUUCAGGGAGAAAAGAAAAAUCGGAUUCGUGUGAGUUUUACAAAAUAAAAAACUUACUUCUCUCUUCAUCGUUUCUGUUACCUGAGCUGAUUUAAUGCAGUUCAAAGACUGUGUCUUUAGGGAUCCAAGCGUCUUCUAACAUCUCCAUAUCACUUAGUGCUUAGGGGACUACAUUUUGGUUCUUCAUGCAAAAAAUUAUUUUUUUAUUUCAGUCAUUUGCUCAGUCUGUAAAACCUAAUGAUCAACCAGUAGCCAAGGUAUGGUGGUGAGUGGCGAGUCAGUGCCUGGUCUGUAGACUGGAAGGCUUCCUCCUGGCGGCUGUGUUCUGAAUGCUUUCAGCUCAGCUCUCAGGACCAAGGUCUCAGGUUGCAGACCUGCCUGAAGGCAGCUAUAUCCCACUGACCUUUUCUGCAGUGCUUAUCAACUGGUCACCGGUCUGUCGUUGCUAAUUUUAGCCCUGUCUGGAGAUGGGCCUGCUGUCCUUACCCAGAAUAUUCUGCACUGACUAAAGCAGCCUCAGAAGAGUUGCUUCCAUUUUCACAUAUCCGGACGAAAAUGGAUUUUUGACAAUGACUGUGAUAAAAACCAAAGUACCAGACAGAAGUGGCCGUUUGGACUCUAUUUUGUGUGGCACUAAAAGUUUUAAAAAUGUUACUACUUUGGGAGACCCCAAAGUCUUAAGAUCUCCAGACUGACAAACCUGUAUCAAUAAAACAAUAGCAUACAGUGUUAACAUUGUAAAAUAAAAUGUUAUGGAGUGAUCUUGA
Molecule: messenger RNA, 3091 nt
Organism: Acinonyx jubatus (cheetah)
Lineage: Eukaryota; Metazoa; Chordata; Mammalia; Carnivora; Felidae
Gene: TTC23L
Product: tetratricopeptide repeat domain 23 like
Exons: 14
Coding region: 178-1647 (489 amino acids)
Molecular function (GO): protein binding
Source: RefSeq, a predicted model, not a curated record